UGUGCCUCUAAUGUACGAAAUCGAAGGCUGAUGUCUAGAUCCCGAGUAAAUAUGUUCCAUGGCGUUCAACAUCAAUCGCUUCAUUUUCUUUCCGCUACCAGGCGUUGUCAACAACCAAACCAGCUGCCCAGAACCUGGCUAGCCAUUGGCCCAACGAAGCUGGCCACGACCCCGCCCUCUCUUUUAUGUACGGAGUAGAGGCUGCAAGCUUCCCAGCCACAUAAAUUCCAACCCUCCAACCACCGCACUUAAUCCGCCCACCUCAGCCUUGCUGCACCACGCCUGGGCUGGUUGGCCUUUCUGGGCGCCCUCUUGCUGUGGUUGGCUAUAUUUAACACAUCUAUGCGCGAUGGUCCUCGUUCUUUCGUUCAUUCCUCGAACCCUUCCUUCGCUAUGACAUGCUUCUAUCUGCGGCCAUAUACCAAUCUCAGUCUUGACGAAGACAGGCAAAUACCCGCUCUCUAUAUAUCGAGUACUGAAUAUUUUGUCUACAGCUGUUGUAUCCUAUCGUUUUUGAAGUAGCAACAUAUUAAAACCCCCCACUACAGUACAAACUUGUUUGCUUUUGUGUUAUUCGAGUCCUUGAACCCAAAUUUUCCCCACCACAUCGUAUCGCACCUAUCUCGUCCUGAUCAUCUUCUGGUGGGCAAGCCACCCGGUUGGAUAGCAUCCGCUAUCACCACAACCAUCAUUUGCAUUUCCUCUUUACACUACCUAAUAAUCCACUGAACCCCGCGCCAGCCUGCAGACAUGAUCGCCGGAUUCUUCUUUAUCUGCUGGCGACUAGGCCAACUAGUCACCCUAAUUAUCCCCAUUGGCAUUCUGUCCUGGUUCGUCGACGGCUUCGUGAAAAUCAACCAACUAACCCCAACCUACAUCCUCGUCCUCUUCAUCGUCAGCGUCAUCGGCAUCUUCUGGGCCCUCGACACCCUCGUCCGCCACUCCAACGCCAAACGCUCCGCCCACUUCGUCGCCUUCAUCGACCUCUGCUUCGUUGGCUCCUUCAUCGCAGGCGUCUACCAACUGCGCCGCAUCGCGAACGCAGACUGCGGAAACUUCCGCGCGGACCCGCUAACUCUAUCUCUGGGCCCCUUCGGCUUCGCGGGCCAGCGCGCCAAUAACCCACUAGCGCGCGACCCGACGAAAAUAUGUGCGAUGCUCAAGACCGCGUUUGCGUUUGGGAUUAUGAAUAUUGGCUCGUUUUUCAUUACGUCUGUUCUGGCAAUGCUGAUGCAUCGUCAUGAGGAGAAGGAACAUGAGAAGAGCUCGUCGCGCAGACGAGGGUCGCAUUCGAGCCGUCGUGGGCAUUCGGGGAGUAGGCAUCGGAGAAGCAGCUCCGGGAGACAGCCUGUUUAUGAUGUUUGAGUCAUGAAGUCUCUUUUCUCUUCCUUUCCCCCCUUUUUUCUUCCUUUUUUCUAUCCGAGAGAUAUAUUGGGCAAAAAUAAUGGGUUCUAUAGUCGGGUACACAUGUUAGGGUCACACCUUUUCUUUGUUUUAUCGUACGACUGAGAUGGGUGCUAUGUUACAUCCCUAUGAAAGAUGAAAACAGACACAGGAUAUGAGGGAUAUGACGUGAGAAAUUUUGAUGACCAGGAAAACGAUGUUUAUGUUGCCAAUUAUGAGUGUUGCUUUGUUUUGAUAUUGCUUAGCCUUUUCCCCCUUUUGCAAUGUCGCUUGUCUAACUCCACUAGUUUACGAUUUACACCUUUUCUCUCCUUUUCCCCCUCUCCCUCCCCAAGCCCGUCUCCUCCGCUGACAAUCAACUAGCCCAUUCAAAACAGUAUCAAGCUUCCAUUUACACUCUCUCCCCACCUCCCACCCCCUCCAUCCCUUUGCUUGAAAAUUUUUGUAUUAUUCUUAUGGGUCUUCGCCGCCUUUUCUUCACAUGAAUUCGGGAGUGGUCCCAGCACGAUUCAUCAAUUGAUGAAUGUUUUUACGAUUGUUCGUUUUCCCUUAUGUUUUGUCAUUUUUACUCUUGAUAUUUUAAUCUAUAUGUAUAUAGCGCUCCGCCAUUAAAUAUGUGGUAUGGUAGUUAAUUAUUAGAGUCGUACUCUUUGCAGUGUUAUUGAGAGUCACCAGGCUACCCGUGCGCUGGAGUAGCUUGAUGUUGAAUGAUAGGCAUUGUAGAUAUCGUAAUGCCAUACCUAUUUCUCAACAGUAAUUUUCGCACUCAUCCGCUCCGUUAAAGGUAGUGGUACCGGGGGAUUUAGCCCAUAGAGGUAGAUCCCUAAUAUUGAGGAAUGAGAUACGCCAUUGAUACUUUACCUCCUUACUCCGUGUUUAU
Molecule: messenger RNA, 2284 nt
Organism: Blastomyces dermatitidis ER-3
Lineage: Eukaryota; Fungi; Ascomycota; Eurotiomycetes; Onygenales; Ajellomycetaceae
Exons: 2
Coding region: 751-1365 (204 amino acids)
Source: RefSeq, a predicted model, not a curated record